AUGAACAUCGAUACACCGGAGCUGCUCCUCAGAGAGAAAAAAGCUCAGAAACCCCGAGAAAACUUAGAAACGAUUGAACUUACAGAGGGAUCCGAGAUGUGUGUAAAGCUGGGGGUAGAUUGGCCAAACGAGCACCGGGAGGCUAUCAUAGCUCGGAUAAAACAGUAUGUGGAGGAGUUUACCAACAAGCCAGAGGAUAUUGGAGGGGUAGACCCGAAGAUAAUCUCUCACAAGUUAAACGUGGAUGCCAAAUGCAAGCCUGUCAAGCAAAAGAAAAGAACUUUCUCUCUGGAGAAACAGAUUGCUAUCCGAGAUGAAGUGGAAAAGCUCUUGAAAGCCGGGUUCAUCAGGAAAGUAGACUACCCUGAAUGGCUGGCUAAUGUAGUCCUGAUCAAGAAGUCCAACGGUAGAUGGAGGCUUUGUAUAGAUUUCACUGAUCUAAACAAGGCCUGCCCAAAAGACAAUCAACUGGGCAAGAACGUCGAGGUUUAUGUAGAUGACAUAGUCGUGAAAUCCAAGGGGAUUGAGGAUCACGCAGAGGAUCUGGCAGAAACUUUUGAAAAGCUAAAGGGUUUUAACCUCAAGCUGAACCCGGAAAAGUGUGUUUUCGCAGUCCGCUCGGGGAAAUUUCUAGGGCACCUCAUCUCGGAGAAAGGCAUCGAGGCGAACCCGGAGAAAAUCGAGGCAGUAAUGAACAUGAAAGCACCUAGCUCGGUGAAAGAAGUACAAAAGUUGAACGGGAGAGUAACGGCGUUGGGAAGAUUCAUGAAGGAGUGUAACACAGCUUUUGAAGAACUGAAGGUUUACCUCAGCACACCCCCGGUGCUAGGUAGACCUGAGCCUGGGGAAAUCUUAUAUUUGUAUCUCUCGGUGAAUGACGAGACAGCAGCGGCAGUCCUGGUGAAGGAAGAUAAGGUGGCGGCGGAAAAGCUAAGGAGAUAUUUCGAGGCUCACAUCAUUGUAGUACGUACGAACCAACCUCUGAGAAAGGCGCUGCAGAGGCCAGAGAUGUCGGGACGGCUGGUCAGCUGGUCGGUCCAGCUGGGAGGACAUGACAUCCGGUAUGAACUGAGACCGGCUCUGAAAGCACAAGUAUUGGCAGAUUUCAUAGCCGAGACCACAGCAAGCGACCAACCUGAAGAACCUGAUGAACAACUUCUACGGUGGGUCUUAGAAGUCGACGGGGCAUCAAAUCUGGAAGGAUCUGGGGCAGGCGUAGUCUUGAAAGUCCCUCACGGAGUCACACUCCGAAGCUCGGUAAAAUUCGAUUUCCCGGCAUCCAACAAUGCUGCGGAGUAUGAGGCUCUGUUGAUCGGAUUAAGAAUGGAGCUCGGAGGGAAAUGGGUGAUAGAGCAAGUCCCUCGUUUGGAAAAUCAAGAGGCCGAUGUACUAGCCAAAGCAGCAACAGUGAACGAAAAGAUACCGGGGGUCCAUUUCUCUGUUCAAAAGCAUUCCAGCAUCGACAACCAUGAAACCAUUUUUCUAACUCAGCCUUUGGAAAAUUGGAUGCAAGGCAUAGCCCACUACCUGAUGGAUGGAACCCUGCCAGAAAACAGAGACAAAGCCUACAAAAUCUUGCGACAAGCUCCGUAUUACGCGUUCCUCGACGGAGUCUUGUACAGAAAGUCAUUCACCCACCCGUGGUCGAGAUGCUUGACAGCAGAGGAAGGGGAGUAUGUGUUGAGAGAAAUACAUGAAGGUAUUUGUGGGGCACAUAUAGCUCCUCGCAUGUUGGCCAAGAAAGCAGUGUUGCAAGGCUACUACUGGCCCCUAAUGGUCAGACAAGCAGAGGAGAUAGUAAAGAAAUGUGAAAACUGUCAGAGGCAUCAGAACAUCCGACAUGCUCCCACCACAGAGCAGUGCCCUAUUACCAUGGCAGUAGAUCACUUCACAAAGUGGAUCGAGGUAGAGGCAGUGAGCACCAUCACAGAAGCUCGGAUCCGGGAUUUCUUCUGGAGGCAAAUUGUGUGUCGUUUCGGUAUACCCAGAGCGUUGGUAACUGAUAACGGAAAGCAGUUCAACUGCCGAGCCUUCAAAGAAUUUUGCAACGACUUGCACAUUGACCUGCGUUUCACUUCAGUAGUUCACCCGCAGAGCAAUGGGAUGACCGAAGUAACCAACCGGACGAUCCUAAAAGGGCUCAAGGCCAGGCUAGGGGAGUUCGAUAGACAGUGGCUGGAAGAGCUACCAAAGGGUCCAGUUCUUCGAUGA
This is a messenger RNA of Mercurialis annua (annual mercury), 2211 nucleotides long. RefSeq lists its product as uncharacterized. Gene Ontology annotation, molecular function: nucleic acid binding. NCBI's taxonomy places the organism in Eukaryota, Viridiplantae, Streptophyta, Magnoliopsida, Malpighiales, Euphorbiaceae. The record is from RefSeq and is a predicted model, not a curated record. Gene Ontology annotation, biological process: DNA integration. The transcript is spliced from 7 exons. The coding region runs from base 1 to 2211 and encodes 736 amino acids.